GUGUGUGUGUGUGUGUGUGUAACGGAGCAGCGGCCACAUCACACAGCGCUUCUCCGCUGCAUUGUCGCCGCUCUGUUUUCAUCUCUGCGCGGUGAAGUAACGGAGCGCGAGGCACGGGGGACGUUCUGCGCGCGAGCCGUGCCGUGUCUCAUCACUGAGACGUUUUUUCUAGCAACAUUUUCUUUUUCCUCAUCGUCAUUUUCUUCCCUCUGAGUCUCGGAGCUCCUUCAACUCCACUGAGCUGGAGAUUUGUUUGAUCAUUAUUUUUAACUUAAUUUAUUAUUAUUAGUAUUAUUUUAUUUGAAAUCUCUCGCCCUCAGUCUCCGGGAGGAUCACGAGGCGGAAAUAAAGUUUAUAAAUGGUGGAGGCCGUAGUGGAGUUUGACUACCAGGCCCAGCACGAUGACGAGUUGACCAUCGCCAUCGGUGACAUCAUCAGCAACAUCAGGAAGGAUGAGGGGGGCUGGUGGGAGGGCGAGAUGGACGGCCGGAGGGGCCUGUUUCCAGACAACUUCGUUAGGGAGAUUAAAAAGGAGGUGAAGAAGGAGAUCAGCUCAGCCUCUCAAGCGGUCAGAUCGGAUUUGUCCAAUGGCAGCGCUAGUCCCGGAUCAGAAUCCAGCCUCAGAUCUGCCAAGAAAGGAGAGGCCAUACGGAAGAGACGCUGCAAAGCCGCCUUUAGCUACAUCCCGCAGAAUGAAGACGAGCUGGAGCUCAAGAUCGGAGACAUCAUCGAGAUCCUGGGAGAGGUGGAGGAGGGCUGGUGGGAAGGAUGCCUCAACGGCAAGGUCGGGAUGUUCCCCUCCAACUUCACUAAAGAGCUGAGUGAAGCAGAGGAUCUGGCAACCCCACCUGAGGAUACACGCAGCACACGGACCAGUGUGAAGGACAGCACAGGCUCAGAGAGUGACGGAGGAGACAGCAGUAGCCUGCGUUCAGACGCGGGCAGCGCCGUCUCCGGCAGCGAGAUUCAGCCCAAGAAGGUCCGCGGCUUCGGAUUCGGCGACAUCUUCAAGGAUCAGCCCAUUAAACUCCGCCCACGAUCCAUGGAUCUGGACAAUGAACUGGAGAAGCUGCCAGUGAAGAAGCCGACUCUCUCUGCUCCUCAGGACACCAUGAAGACAGAACCUGAAAACAAGGCUAAAGUAAAGGAGUACUGUAAAGUCUUGUUCCCUUACGACGCCCAGAACGAGGACGAGCUGUCAAUCAAGGAGGGAGAAAUCGUUAGCAUCGUCAGUAAGGACUGUGCGGAUGCAGGCUGGUGGCUCGGGGAGCUGAACGGUAAACAGGGUGUGUUUCCCGACAACUUUGUGAAGCUGUUUGUUCCCGAGGUGGAGAAAGAGAGGCCUAAGAAACCGCCUCCUCCUGCAGCUCCGGCUACUAAACACAUCACAGACAAAAAGCCAGAGGUUAAAAAGGUUCCUCCUGAGCGACCCGAGUCUCUUCCUCAGCGUGUCGAGGAGAAAGGUGAUGAAAUCAAGUUGGUUGAGGUCCAGCAGAAGCCGGUGCUUCCCGUCUUUCCACCAAAGAAGCCUUUACCCCCGAAGAGCAACAACUCCCUGAACCGGCCCUCAGCUGUUCCCCCGAAGCGACCCGAGAGACCAGCAGCUCCCAGCAUACAGUCUGACAGUUCUGGUGUAGCUUCAGAUCGGACAUCAUCAGACAAACAGUCUGAAGUCGAUGACUUCGAUUCCAUCGUCACUUCCACAGAGAAAUUGAGUCACCCCACUGCCUCCAGACCUCGAGUCACAGACCGACGACCUCGCUCUCAGAUCUUCACAUCUUCCUCUGUCCCCAGCAAUGACCUCCUAGAUUCGCUAUCUCUGGAGAACGAGCCAAGAGAGAGGGAGAAGGGGAAGGACGAGCCGGACUCAUUCCCUCCCAAACCUCUGGACAGCACCAGAAAGAUGCCCAAAGCACUGCCUGUCAUCACAGCUCCUGAGAAGUCCUCCAAACCCUCGACUCUGACCACAGCUCCCAGUGCCACGGCCCUCAGGCCUCACUCUCCCUCCAUGGAGGCCAAGAUGAAGAACGAGCAGGGUUCCACCACGAUGGAGGAGCUCAGAAAUCAACUACGAGAGCUGAGAUCCACCGUGGAGUUGAUGAAGAGCCAGCACAAACAAGAGAUGAAACAGCUUGUGAGUGAACUAGACGAGGAGAAAAAGAUCCGCUUGUCCCUGCAGAUGGAUGUCGAGAACAUAAAGAAGGUUCUCUCCAAAUGAACGCACAUGAUUCCCAAGUGGUUGAGGUCAAAAGGCAGAAACUCCGAACGCCUGGCAGACGGAUUCGUGCCAAAAAAAAGAUGAACAAAAAGUGUGUGAGAACAACAGCAAUGAGAAAACAAACCAAUGCUUCCCUCACUUCUACAUUUUUCUUAUUUGAUUGUUUCCCAUGGUGUUGAGGAGGAACCCAUCUUCUCCUGGUACUGCGCUCCAUCCAGCGACGGAGAGGCCGCUGCGUCGGUCUUCACUCGCUUCACUCCACCUUCUUUUCUUCGAUUUUAUCUUCGUGGCCUUUUUUUUAUUUUCCUCCUGACUGUCCUGCCCUGUCGCUGUCCUCUCACCCUCCUGACUGUCCUGCCCUGUCGCUGUCCUCUCACCCUCCUGACUGUCCUGCCCUGUCGCUGUCCUCUCACCCUCCUGACUGUCCUGCCCUGUCGCUGUCCUCUCACCCUCCUGACUGUCCUGCCCUGUCGCUGUCCUCUCACCCUCCUGACUGUCCUGCCCUGUCGCUGUCCUCUCACCCUCCUCACUGUCCUGCCCUGUCGCUGUCCUCUCACCCUCCUGACUGUCCUGCCCUGUCGCUGUCCUCUCACCCUCCUGACUGUCCUGCCCUGUCGCUGUCCUCUCACCCUCCUGACUGUCCUGCCCUGUCGCUGUCCUCUCACCCUCCUGACUGUCCUGCCCUGUCGCUGUCCUCUCACCCUCCUGACUGUCCUGCCCUGUCGCUGUCCUCUCACCCUCCUGACUGUCCUGCCCUGUCGCUGUCCUCUCACCCUCCUGACUGUCCUGCCCUGUCGCUGUCCUCUCACCCUCCUGACUGUCCUGCCCUGUCGCUGUCCUCUCACCCUCCUGACUGUCCUGCCCUGUCGCUGUCCUCUCACCCUCCUGACUGUCCUGCCCUGUCGCUGUCUUCUCACCCUCCUGACUGUCCUGCCCUGUCGCUGUCCUCUCACCCUCCUGACUGUCCUGCCCUGUCGCUGUCCUCUCACCCUCCUGACUGUCCUGCCCUGUCGCUGUCCUCUCACCCUCCUGACUGUCCUGCCCUGUCGCUGUCCUCUCACCCUCCUGACUGUCCUGCCCUGUCGCUCUCCUCUCGCCUGCACUGAGGCCUUCUUUAUUUGGAAUAAAAUCAUGUCUUUUUGUUCAUGUCUGUCAGCGAUUAGGAGAAAAUGCACAUUUUGUUUUCUUGAUGCUGUUUCUUCUUCUUCUUCUUUUGAGAAAGUCUUAUAUAAACUUUUAUAUUUUAAUGUACGGAAAAUGCAUUUAUGUGUGCAGAUUUUAUUAAAAAAGAAUAUUCCAAAAUA
Hemibagrus wyckioides is the source of this 3522-nucleotide messenger RNA. It is a transcript of the gene sh3kbp1, whose product is annotated as SH3-domain kinase binding protein 1. Gene Ontology annotation, molecular function: protein binding. The coding region runs from base 359 to 2218 and encodes 619 amino acids. The transcript is spliced from 18 exons. The record is from RefSeq and is a predicted model, not a curated record. NCBI's taxonomy places the organism in Eukaryota, Metazoa, Chordata, Actinopteri, Siluriformes, Bagridae.